ACGAAAUAACGGCGCCGUGCAAGACAGACAGACAUUAGAUCACCGGAGACGUUGUGUUGCCGCGGCGGAUGCGGAGGAUGACGGGAAAAGAGCCAGGGAGAAAAAGACAGGGAGAAGAAGUUUAAACCUUGACGGGACCGCGUCCGGUAGCCCAGUUCAAGCCCGUCAUCAGUCCAGACUCCCACCUAUGGAAAAGUUUAACGGGCUGAAAACAUAUUCUCAGACUGGAUGUUGAUGGGACUCAUGACCCAGCCUGCGGUGUGCAUUUAUUAUUUUAACAUGAAAAUCAUGCAGUCCCUGUAAAACUGCUUGGACUGAAUCUUUUGUAUUUUUGUAUUUUUUAAUUAUUUUUUUUUUGCCGUUCCUGCAUUUUAAUUCGGAUUCUUCAUAUAUGGGAAAGGGAGAGUAAAGUGAUGAACCGGGACAGAGCGGUACCAGGACCCGGAGCGGACGGGGUCCAGACCGUGAUAAGCCGGGACAGAGCCGUGGCAGGGCCCAUGGCGGAGGCAGUCCUUCCCGUGAUGAGUCGGGACAGAGCGGAACCGGCUCCGGGCGGGGAAGGGGUCCAAACCGUGGUGGGCCCGGACAGCGGAGACAUGCUGGACGGAGGUGCUGCCGGGGAGAAGCGGCUCUUCUCCAACGCGGUGGCCGGAGGCAGAGAUGCUCAAGUCAUGGAGAACCGCUCGGAACCCCCGCCGACGAACCCAGUGUUAGCCCCGCCACAGCAGGGCCCUACCGGGCACCGGACCACCUCGUUCUCCGUACUGGACAUCCUGGACCCCAACAAGUUCACGAGCAGUCGGCGACUCCAGCAGCAGCACGCGAGCCAACGCAGUGAGCGCGAGCUGAGCGCGUACGGAGCGGAGAACCGGAGAGCAGGGACGGCGGAGCGCGAGCCGAGCCUGGAGGCCAGUAAAGGCUGCUACGCCGCUGAGGAAUACCAGAGCAAGGAAGGCUUUGUAUACAGAAGCCCAGAUGAGGAUGACUACCACAGAUCUGGUACCCCGGACUCAGAGGCUCCAGAUGGGCCCUAUAGCAGUGAAGAGAGCAGCUCAGCUCUGCCCAGCAAUGGAGACACAAAUCUGGGUCAACACAGCCACGACCUCGGCAGAGACACCGCAAGCCCUGUAGGAGGCCCUGCAGGCCAGAUUACCAAUGGCCAGACCAAUGGGGGCCAGGGCCAACAGGGUAAACCUAAGAGGAAGCGCUCUGGCUCAGACUCCAAGUCGGGAAAGCCCCGCAGAGCCCGGACUGCCUUUACCUACGAGCAGCUGGUGGCACUGGAAAACAAGUUCAAGUCAACGCGCUACCUGUCAGUGUGUGAGCGGCUCAACCUGGCUCUGUCGCUCUCUCUCACUGAGACCCAGGUCAAGAUCUGGUUCCAGAACCGCCGGACCAAGUGGAAGAAACAGAAUCCUGGAGCGGACACCUCCGCCCCGACUGGUGCAGGAUCAGGAGGAGUGGGGGGAGCAGGAGGUGUGGGAGGAGCAGGAGGCCUGGGGAACCUCAGCCCUCUCAGUCCGUCCCCUCCGAUCAGCGGGCACCUGGCCAUGCACGCUGGCUACGCUAGCCAUCAUCACCCCCCUGCUGGCAGCCUGGUCCAACUGCCUUUCCUCACCGCCAGCCACGUCCUGUCCCCCUUCAUGCUGGGGACACAGAGCUACGCUGCGCCUGCAUUCUACAGCACACACCUGUAGACACACACAAACUCACGCACAAACACAAGCACACACACACACACACACACAUACACACACACACUUAGAACUCUGAGCCCAGAGAGACUGAAAUGUCCCAGUGUAUGAAUAGACUGCAACACAGCAGACUGACAAACAGGUUUCAGCUCUGCUCUCAUUUUUACUACCAACAUUUGAAGGCUUUAAUUUCAAUGGAUUAUUUUGAUAGAAUGUGAAUAUCUACCAGAAACUGUACAUAAAUCUAUGUUCUAGCGCCCUACUCCGAAUGCUGUUUUAAACUACGUAAUAGACAAAUAGUUGAUUUCUUCAUAAAAAAAAAAAAAACAAACUGUAUGAAUAUUGAAUGUUUAUUUAUGACUUAAGGAAUGGCUUGAUCUA
Acanthopagrus latus (yellowfin seabream) is the source of this 2075-nucleotide messenger RNA. RefSeq names its product NK1 transcription factor related 2-like,b (gene nkx1-2b). Gene Ontology annotation, molecular function: DNA-binding transcription factor activity, RNA polymerase II-specific; RNA polymerase II cis-regulatory region sequence-specific DNA binding. Gene Ontology annotation, cellular component: nucleus. NCBI's taxonomy places the organism in Eukaryota, Metazoa, Chordata, Actinopteri, Spariformes, Sparidae. The transcript is spliced from 3 exons. Gene Ontology annotation, biological process: regulation of transcription by RNA polymerase II; cell differentiation. The record is from RefSeq and is a predicted model, not a curated record. The coding region runs from base 414 to 1697 and encodes 427 amino acids.